AUGGCCGGCGGCACAGCGGUGCUGGAGCCGACCUACCACGGGUAUGUGGCUACAACACAAGAUGCGCUGAUCCUAUUUGAAGCUUGCUUGACUGGUGUGCUGCCUCACGUGCCGCGACGACCGCACGAUCGAGAACGCAAUCAUCUCGUCCGCAGUGGGAACGGCGUAACCUGGAGCCCCAGUCGGAUCCUCGGAAAUUUCCUGGUUUAUCGUGAACUCGACAAGCCGUUUCCUCCAGGCGAGAAGAAGCGUGCCAUGAAGAAAGGAAACAGGCGGCCAGUGCAGGCUUCUCGUCCUGGAGAGCCUUACCCGCGGUCAGACAGCAAUGGCCAGUCUUAUUCGCCAACGACACCAGGGUCAAAUUUUGGAGAUCGGCCUCAACAGUCCGAUGUCGAGCGAGCGUUGGUUGGCUCUUUGGUGGACUCGUAUGGCUUCAAGAAUUCGGGACUUGUCAAGAAAACUAUGAGUGUUACAGUGGGAGGAAUCACCCACCAUUUGGUAUCUUACUAUAGCGUGGAAGAUGUGAUGAAGGGCAUUUUAAGUCCCCCGUCUAUGCACGAGGAAUUGCGUUAUAUCAGACCCCGGGCAGAGUUGAUUUCGAAGCAGAGCUUCCGGGCUCCAAUCGAUGAUGUUGAAACAGGACUGGAAAAUACGAGCGAUCCCUCACAGGCCAUUUAUGGAUACCGCACCGCCAUGAUACCUACCCCAACCUAUGGGAUACAGAAUACGCACUCGUACGAUUAUAUGCACAGUUCGCCGUAUGGCUCACACCCGAGUCAGCCGGCCCCAAUCUCGUCAUAUGCUAGUGGACCCCUUCCUCCUCAGUCCGCAUCGAAUCCGUAUCUACCGACUCCUUCCGGCGUGUCGCAGCUAUCUGUCAAACAGGAACCCGAUCAAAACUCCUAUCGUUCAGGAUCAUACGGUACGGCGUUCGAUACAAUGGCUCAGAAUCAUCUGCCCACGACUUUACCUCCUACCCUGAACGCAACCGGCAUGUCCAAUUCCUUGGACCGACACCGCCAUCAGCAAUCCAGCAGCCCGAGUAUCUAUCGAAACACUUCAAUGUCUGCUCGUGGAAUCAGCACCGAUGUGACAUCUCCAACCGAACCGCAUGCGUCGGCUACCCCAUAUUCUCGAAAUAGCUUCGGUAUGCCACCGCAGAUGGACGCCUCCAAUCACCAAUCAUUCGAGCAGCGUAACGUUGCAGCAGCGUCAUUUGAUCCCACGGUUCCACGCCGCGAGCCCAAUGCCAUGCCGUCGUUCUAUACCGGUGCUGCCGAUCGACAAAGCUACUAUCCUGGGGUAGCUCACUCGAAUUAUCCGACAGCACAGCCAAUUUCUACCUGGACCACGACCGCACCAGCUCAACCACAAAUGUGA
This is a messenger RNA of Talaromyces stipitatus ATCC 10500, 1380 nucleotides long. RefSeq names its product camp independent regulatory protein. Gene Ontology annotation, molecular function: DNA binding. The coding region runs from base 1 to 1380 and encodes 459 amino acids. The record is from RefSeq and is a predicted model, not a curated record. The transcript has 2 exons. Lineage: Eukaryota; Fungi; Ascomycota; Eurotiomycetes; Eurotiales; Trichocomaceae.